AUGUUCACGGCCUGGCUUCCCUCUUGUUCCUGGUGCAUCUGGUCAGAGGUCGUUGAGCAGGCUCCUCCUCCCCAGGUGCACAACGGCACGAAUAAGCAUGAGGGCACACGAGAUGUUAUCACAGUAUGUGCUGAUCAGCCCCGUCCGGUGGCUCCUAUGAAGCUGGUCCUCUAUGAAGACAUUCCUAGUAGUCCGCGUGUCGAUUCACGCUAUUCACUACUGCCCACUCUGGUCACUGAGAGCAGGAGCCUUGCCUCCAGAGCAUCAAAUAGAGCAAGCGUCUUACUCAAGAACAAGAAAAAGCCACAACAUACAUCAGUCCGCAAGUUAAAUAUCAGUGGCCCGACGGACUUCCGCCAUCUCACUGCGAGAAGCUCACCUAUUCCCAGACGCCGCCGUCAGUCCUUUCGACCAUUGGAACUGAGUAUCUAUGCUCCGGGGAACCAAUUGCCAGACCUGCCGGCAUUCGAAAGCUUUGGCCUAGACAACUUUAGCUUGGAAAUAGAUGAUCGGGAUAGCUCAAAAUCCUCAGAUCCGACCCCAGAUUCAACUCUAGCUCUACCGCCCAAGGCUGUUUGUCCAUCAGAACGUAAGGAUGACCAUCAACGCUCAGAGUCCUCUCCAUUGGCUGUUUCCCGAAAGCCAGUAGGCACUACAUCGGUUAGAAAUUCGUUAUAUAUCGAAGUUCAUGAUCGUCGCCACACAAUGCCAGACCCAGAAAAGUUUCAGAACAUCCAAAACUCUCUCUAUCCACCCCGAAUGAGUUGUGAGACUUUAAACGGCUACCCGCUCUCACUCGAUGACCUCUCCAAGCUGAGGCAGAUCGAUCCUGAAAAUCCUCUACCUUGUAUCAAUUCAAGUAGAGGCAACAGCUCAUAUACUCCCACUCCAACACAUCACCUCACUCGCUCUCGCACCAUUACAGAAUGGUUUUCUACUAAACCAUACCACAACCGUCCAACCUCAAGUUUCCGCUUUGACGUAUCACCUUCAAGAGCGCGUACUCUUAGCGGCUCGACGAUGGUCUCAUUAGCUAAUGCAUCCACAGGAGGGUAUUCGUCCCGAAACCCCUCGCUCUCAAGCUCGGUAAUAAUGUCAACUAACACCCAGUCACCUCUCACCUUCAACACGGUAACAGAGAAGGAUUAUGAGGUUUGUGAUUUGGCUAUGGGCUAUAAAACAACACCACGGGAGGCUCGUCCAACUACCCAUGCAAGGCAUCAGCCCAGAACCACUGUCAAAAAAGAGUCAUUCUAUAAUAUACCCCUAGGGCCAAAUGAUAUUGGAGUAGCAUACUGA
Microsporum canis CBS 113480 is the source of this 1299-nucleotide messenger RNA. RefSeq lists its product as hypothetical. The record is from RefSeq and is a predicted model, not a curated record. Bases 1 to 1299 code for a protein of 432 amino acids. Lineage: Eukaryota; Fungi; Ascomycota; Eurotiomycetes; Onygenales; Arthrodermataceae. The transcript has 2 exons.